Messenger RNA from Mycena citricolor, 1867 nucleotides. The record is from the annotation of a GenBank genome assembly. Lineage: Eukaryota; Fungi; Basidiomycota; Agaricomycetes; Agaricales; Mycenaceae.
GCAAUUGUCAAGUUCCCCGACGACUCUCGUACUCUCAAGCCUGUUCAACGCCGUGGACUCCGAAUCUGCAGUUGGCUCAUCCUCUCGCAUCUCCUGUGUUGAUUCACAAAUCUCUGUGGGCUCCGCCAUCUCCUGUUACGACACCGCGAUACCAACUCGAGGAACUACAGUUUUCCCCUUUCCGUGUGGAGAUAUUUUAAUGUCAGUUCAUUAAGAUUGUUGUGAUACCUUGACAUACAUUAUACUGUAACCUAAUGACCUCAACCCUUCCACUGUGCAUAAGUGUCUAGCAAAUGUAUCCAUACGUACUUUACGAGAGCUAAUAAUGAACUCUAUGACGACCGGAAUCUAAUGAUGGCUGACCUUGUGUCGGCGAUUCUUUCCCUCGACCAUCAUGACCGGUUCGACCAACAAGACCACAUUAGCCUCGGUGCUGCCCACCUUGAGGCCACCACCGAUCAAGCGCCGGCACUUACGCAAAUACUCAUGGCUCCCCGACGUCUUCCGUUUAAAAGGAAGCAUCAUCAGUAGGAUCUUUGGGCCUGUGCUCACCGUUACUCUGUUUGCUACGGGCAUCGCGUAUGCCAGCCACCACGGUUAUGUCCUCUUUGCCACCAACAGCAUCGUUCCGUUGCUUUCAGUCGUGGUCGGUUUGAUUCUCGUCUUCAGAAAUGGGACGUCCUACGAUCGCUGGUGGGAAGGUCGCAAAUGUUUUGCCUCUAUAACCUCCAACGUUCGGAGUCUCACUCGUCUUGUAUGGAUCAAUGUCGCGCUCCCUCCGACCGACGACCAGCCCGGAAGUGCCAAAGGCAAAACACCCACGACUGAAGUCACGAGCCACCAACUACACCGCAGGAAGACCGAGGUGUUGCAAUUGUGCGCGGCAUUCGCAUUCGCUACCAAACACUAUCUGCGUGGCGAGGAUGGUCUGCAUUGGAACGACUACCACGGUGUUCUCCCUGCGGCUUUCAUCAGAGCGGAUGAAGUGGGAUUCAACACUCAGCACACCACUGCGUCAAGCUCCUACGCGGCGACUCUCAACCACUCGGCCCCCUCUUCUAACGGUGGAUCCACUGACCAUAUCGCGACACGUCCAGAUGCCACGAAGCGCGUGCGGCCGAAACGCAGCAAACAACAGGUCGGACCUCGGACCCCGCUGCUUUCCGGAACUCAAAGAACAGUCGAAUUCCACCCGUAUGCUGAUGAAGCCUCCAUGCCCUUACCGCUGGUUCUCGCGCAUGAAAUCACACGCAAGCUGUUCCAAUUCCGGCGAGAGGGAUUCUUGGAGACCGUUGGACCGGCUGGUACAAAUGCUAUGACUGCUAUUGUGCAGAAUAUGGUCGAGCAACUGACCUCCAUGGAGCGAGUGGCCAAUACGCCUAUUCCCGUGUCUUACGGAAUUCAUCUCAAGCAAUGUGUCACGCUCUAUCUGUUUGCUCUUCCUUUGACCUUGGUCAAGGAGCUCGGCUGGGCAAUGGUUCCUCUUGUGACUGUGGUCGCGUUUACGUUCAUGGGAAUCGAAGGAAUUGCGGACGAAUUGGAGCAGCCGUAUGGGGAUGACACCGGCGAUCUUCCUCUCGAUAGAUAUUGCAAAGAUCUCAAAGAGGAAGUCGAUUACAUGAUUGAUAGGUUGCCGGAAGGUGGCGAAGGCAUUCACGGCUGGGACGACGGAGAGGGCGAUGACUGAAGUCGAUGGAAUCAACUGGGACAUGCACGAUACAUUGUAUUGUGAACUCAUUCUAAUGCUGAUUAUCGAAACUCUGGCUGGCAGUGUUCACCAGGUCCGUAGGGCUAGAGAUGGAGCAUUGAGCCACAGGCAAGUGAAAACAACCAGUUCAACGUACUUUGCUAGUAAGCGCGGUCAAUC